Molecule: messenger RNA, 1221 nt
Organism: Mercenaria mercenaria
Lineage: Eukaryota; Metazoa; Mollusca; Bivalvia; Venerida; Veneridae
Exons: 4
Coding region: 216-926 (236 amino acids)
Source: RefSeq, a predicted model, not a curated record
AUUAUGAAAAUGGAACAACAACAAAACAGUUCGUAGAAGAGUUAAAGAAAAAAUGCAAUAUCACAUUCAUCGAUUUCAACAUACCAGACACGCAGAACAUUUUACCAUUAGUCAUCAUUGUCCGGAGUACAACUGAAAUAGUCGGAGAAGAUCUUGAUGCAGCACUUGAAAACACACACAGCCUUAGGUGCCCAGUUAUAAUAGUUUACUUCCACAUGAAAGGGCUGUCAGAUUGUUUCAAGACGGAGGACUCUGUUAAAGGAAAAGACAAGUACAAACAUAUUUCAGCUAUCAUAGACAUGGAUUUCUCGAAAGGAUGUCUAACGUGGUGUUAUAUUAAAUUGAAAACCGUCAACAGUUCAGCGAUAGUCCGUCUACAAGAGCUUGUCAAAGAUUUACAAGAUGGUAUCAUUCAGUCGGAGAAGAACAAGAGUACACUGUAUGUGUAUGACAAAAGCAAGACAGAUAUAUCUGAGAUGGUUACAAAUGAACUGAGGUGUUUGAUGGAAGGGAAGCUGCGGAUUCAGAUAACAGAAGUACCAUGCGGCGAUGAACCACUUUUAGUGGUAUUCUGUGUGAAGAAUUUACCCACAACUGAAGAAGGACUUUGGAAAGAAUUCGAAGGUUGCGACCAUUCUAACAACAUUAUGAUUUGCCUUUACGAAAAAGAAGAUGAUAAUAUGUUAGAAUUAAAAGGAGCACCAGUGGCAGAGAAAAUUAUAGUCAAAUUGUAUGGUGAUAGAUUCUAUGUGCUUACAUAUAAUACAUGCGCACAGAUUCUGGCUUUCGUAUCUGGAUAUCACUUGCAAAAAAUCAUUCGUAGAAAUAAAACUGAUCAGCGGUCCAAAAUGCAGGUCUUGAAUACUGGAGGGUCUAUGCGAGGUGUUCCAUUCUCGCAGGACAUGUCGUUUCCACCAGAAUAUUGAGAUUAAAAUCAAAGAAGAAGAAUGGAAAAAUAUAUUUUCUCUUUCUUUUAAAAUUACCAAAGAGACGUCUAUACAAUGGUUUCAAUACAGAAUAGUUCAUUGAAUCUUAGAAACUAAUGGCUUUCUAUUCAAAUUAAGUGAUAACCCUAAUUGUACUUUAUGUAAAAGUUACAGAGAAGCUAUAGAACAGCAUUUUUUCUGGUUUUGUCCAGUUGUUUCUAAUUUCAUGAUAAAUCUAUUUACAAAUCCGUAUUGUAACGCAAAACACUUAUUCUGGACCAGAAUGAAAAAGAGC